GUAGCCUUGAUCAAAACUGCUAGAAAUCAGAGUAGUCGCCGCACCAGCUGACUGGGCUAGCUGGCAGGUCGCUGCUGUAGAAGUAAACCAGAAAGUGACUCGAAAUAAAUUGAACAAAAUUCCAUCCAGUGACAUGUCCGAACUGCAAGCAUCGCUACUGCUCAAUCGCCAGCUCUCCGAGCUGCAGCGCAAUCCCGUCGAGGGCUUCUCCGCCGGCCUGGUCAGUGAUUCGGACAUCUUCAGGUGGGAGGUGGUAAUCAUAGGCCCGCCGGACACCCUCUACGAGGGUGGGUGCUUCAAGGCGCACCUUGUCUUCCCCAAGGAAUACCCACUGCGUCCGCCGCGGAUGAAGUUCAUCACCGAGAUCUGGCAUCCGAAUAUCGACAAGGCUGGCGACGUCUGCAUCUCGAUCCUCCACGAGCCGGGUGACGACAAAUGGGGCUAUGAGAAGGCCGAGGAGCGCUGGCUGCCCGUUCAUACCGUGGAGACGAUCCUCCUCUCGGUGAUCUCCAUGCUCACCGAUCCCAAUGACGAGUCGGCUGCCAAUGUGGACGCGGCCAAGGAGUAUCGCGAGAAUUACGCGGAGUUCAAGCGCAAGGUCACCAGGUGCGUCCGCCGGAGUCAAGAGGAGGUCUAGAGUCUGCAACAUGACGAGAAAUCCGUAGCGGUCUACAUGCUAAUCACGUGAAUAAAGAGAGCAACUAGUUGAA
Messenger RNA from Drosophila elegans, 710 nucleotides. It is a transcript of the gene Ubc87F, whose product is annotated as ubiquitin-conjugating enzyme E2 G1. Gene Ontology annotation, biological process: protein polyubiquitination; proteasome-mediated ubiquitin-dependent protein catabolic process. NCBI's taxonomy places the organism in Eukaryota, Metazoa, Arthropoda, Insecta, Diptera, Drosophilidae. Gene Ontology annotation, molecular function: ubiquitin conjugating enzyme activity. The transcript is spliced from 2 exons. The record is from RefSeq and is a predicted model, not a curated record. The coding region runs from base 134 to 637 and encodes 167 amino acids.